This is a messenger RNA of Sphaeramia orbicularis (orbiculate cardinalfish), 2114 nucleotides long. It is a transcript of the gene bbs1, whose product is annotated as Bardet-Biedl syndrome 1. The transcript is spliced from 7 exons. Lineage: Eukaryota; Metazoa; Chordata; Actinopteri; Kurtiformes; Apogonidae. Gene Ontology annotation, cellular component: centrosome; axoneme; BBSome. The record is from RefSeq and is a predicted model, not a curated record. Gene Ontology annotation, biological process: non-motile cilium assembly; protein localization to cilium. Gene Ontology annotation, molecular function: smoothened binding; patched binding. Bases 288 to 2039 code for a protein of 583 amino acids.
GCGAAGGAGGAUUGGAGUGGAUUUGAUGGAUUAUCUCCUCAGACACAUCAGCUAGCUGCCACAGGAGCACUUUAUCUGGAGCACAAUCUAUCUGCAGAAACAUUUCGGACGGCUUUGACUGAAAAUACUCCGCGUUUUUAGACAGAAACGAGUAAAAGCGCGAGUCCGACUCAACCACGGUUGGGAAGGAGACGCGGUUUCCUUGGCAACGAUCCACAGACCGGCUCCGUCAGGACUCACCUGUGCGGCAGGUCUUCCCUUCAGAAGCCCCUCCCCUUCCUGUCGUCAUGUCAGUUCCUGACCCCAGCGGCGACGGCGGGAAGUGGCUGGACGCCCACUACGACCCGGUGGCCGGCCUCUACACCUUCUCGUCGUGCGUGGACCUGGCCGACCUGAGCGGCGACGGAGAGAGUCGUCUGGUGGCGGGCGACCUGGGCUGCGGCGCCUCGGCCAUGAAGCUGAAGGUGUACCGCGGCACGGCGCUGAUGAGCGAGAGCGCCCUGCUGGACCUGCCCUCCGGCCUGGUGGCCUUCUUCAUGGACCUGCACCAGCCGCGCAUCCCCGCCGUCGCCGUGGCAUCCGGACCCUGCAUCUACGUCUACAAGAACCUGAGGCCGUACUUCAAGUUCACACUGCCGGGACUGGAGGUCAACGCCCUGGAGCAGGACGUGUGGCAGCAGGUGAGGGAGGGGCAGAUCGACCAGCUGACGCUGAAGGAGAUGUUGGAGGGCAUCAGGAGGAAGGCGGACGUCCCCCUGUCCGUCCGCUCACUCCACUUCCUGUCUCUGGAGACCAAUGAGAUGGACCAGUUCAUCCAACUGCACAAACAGCAGCCAAUCAGACGACAGACCGUCAUCACCGUCAUUGGGACUCUGAAGAAGAGCACAGCUGAUGAAGAUGGCGUCAGCUGUCUGGUCAUCGGCACCGAGAGCUGUGACGUUUACGUCCUGGACCCAGAAGCCUUCAUCAUCCUGUCCAAGAUGUCUCUACCCUCCGUCCCCACCCUCAUGGAUGUGACAGGACAGUUUGACGUGGAGUUCCGCAUCACCGUGGCGUGUCGGAAUGGAAACAUCUACAUCUUGCGAAGGGAGUCGGACAAACCCAAGUACUGCAUCGAGCUGUCGUCACAUCCUGUCGGUCUGGUGAGAGUGGCCAAGAACGUGGUGGUGGGAUGCACCGACGAGAGUCUGCAGGGCUUCACACAGAAGGGGAAGAAGCUGUGGCGAACGCUUGUCCCCGCCCCCAUCACCACCAUGGCGUCCAUGGACCUGCCCACGCGGGGCUUCCAGGCGGUCCUGGUGGGCCUGGCCAACUGCGAGGUCCACCUGUACCGCGACAAGAACCUGCUCAGCUCCAUCAAGACGCCCGACGCUGUCACCAGUGUCUGCUUCGGCCGCUACGGCCGCGAGGACGGCGCGCUCAUCAUGACCACCAGAGGAGGUGGGCUGAUGGUGAAGAUCCUGAAGAGGACGGCGACGUUUGACGAACGGGACAGCGCCCCCGGCCCGCCGCCGGCCCAGAGCGUCCGCCUCAACGUCCCCAAGAAGACCAAACUGUACGUGGACCAAACGCUGCGAGAGCGGGAGAACGGGACGGCCAUGCACCGCGCCUUCCAGAUGGACCUGAGCCGCAUGCGCCUGGCCGCCGCCAAAGCCUACGUGAAGGCGCUGGAGUCCAGCAUGGCGCCGGUGUCGUCCAGCGCCGCCGAGCCGCUCAAGGUGAACGCGGUGGUGCAGGGCCUGGGGCCAUCCUUCAAACUCACCCUGAACAUCCAGAACACGGCGGCGGCGCGGCCCGUCCUCAACCUGGCCGUCAGCUUCCUGUACGACGAGAAGCUGUACCGCGUGCGGACGCCGUACCUGCGCGUGCCGCUGCUGGUGCCCGGCCUCGUCUACCCCCUCCAGACCUUUGUCGAGUGCACCAGCGACAAGGGCGUCUCCGACAUCAUCAAGGUGUUCGUCCUGCGCGAGGGGCGGAGCGCGCCGCUGCUGACGGCGCACAUCAACAUGCCCGUCAGCGAAGGUCUGCCGCUCGCCUGAGGUCACCUGACUCUUCAGUAGCUCCGCCCCUCACACAGGACCAGUGCUUUCAUUUAGUCACAUGAUGUACACGAG